AUGGAACAUGGACAAUCUAGCGUUGACAUGUUUGAGAAAUUUACAUGGAAGAUCGAAAACUUCUCUCGUUUGAAGGAAGAUGAGGUUUACUCCGAGCCUUUUGUCUUAGGUGGUUAUCCAUGGAGGAUUAGUCUGUUUCCAAAAGGGCACGAAGUAGAAAACUCCUUAUCAAUUUUUCUAGAGGCUAUGCAAACUGCCAAUAUGUCGGAGGGAUGGAAGAGACAUGUCAAAUAUAAGCUACUUCUAUUCGAUCAGCUCAAUGCCAACAUGACAAUCUGUCGAGGUAAAUUCAAUGCAACUCGGAAAGCCAUGGGCUUCCGAACUUUCCUUCCUUUAGAUGAGCUUCAUGAUCCUGUAAAGGGGUUUAUUGUGAAAGAUACGUGUAUUGUUGGUUUAGAAGUUUGUGUUUGCAAGUCAAGCCAAGAGAAGCGAGUUAAUCAAACUGCAUCCCUAAUAUUUGAAUGCACAAAUAUUGAAAGACUUUCAACUGUUUCUAUAGAAUCUUCAAAACAUGAUGACGAAGAUUUGGUAUCUCAUGCGUUGGGAAAAGUUUUGUAUUUUUUAAAGACUAAAAAAGUGAAAGAUUUGAAUGAACAAGCUUGUAAGAAACUUGAAGAUUUGUGGGAUGUACUUGAGAAAUUUAAAUUUGAUGUUACGUGGUUAGAGCCUUAUUUUCAAUCUGCCAUGGGAAUGAAAAGUUUGGUGGAAAAAGCUAAGCAAGUAGAAAAACUCAAGGAUACUAUGAUAGCUGUAGAGCUGGAAGCUGAGAAGAUAAAGAUAAAGUUGGCUGCUGCUGAGAUAAAUCUUGAGGUAGAAAGAGAGUUGUUGAAAGCAAAAGGUUUCAAAGAAAUUGAUUUAGAUUCUAAAUUGGAACGUGAGAGUUGGAAACCAUUGAACUAA
Molecule: messenger RNA, 900 nt
Organism: Lathyrus oleraceus (garden pea)
Lineage: Eukaryota; Viridiplantae; Streptophyta; Magnoliopsida; Fabales; Fabaceae
Product: protein RESTRICTED TEV MOVEMENT 3
Exons: 3
Coding region: 1-900 (299 amino acids)
Molecular function (GO): protein binding
Source: RefSeq, a predicted model, not a curated record